CCAAGAGAAGAGAAGAGAAGUGAAAUCGAACAUAAGCUAUCUUUCUCUAUUGCUUUGCGUUCCUUGACCUAGAAGCUUUCCCGUUGCUCUUUCCUGGUGCAAAUCGCCUUGUUUCCGCUGAUAAAAUGCCUCGUACUGCUUCCAAGCCGACGAAGAAACGGACUAAACCUUAUACAGUUCCCUCUUCAGACACGGAUCCUGUUCCCUCAGCUUCGAGUGCAACUAAAAAGUCGUCCAAAGAGAAGGAUGGAAAAUAUAAACUGUUUAAUAAGUAUGCUAAUACAUCUUCUGGUGUCAUUGAUCCAGAAGGAAUUGAGAAACUUUGCUCCAAAUUGAAAGUUCCUCAUACUGAUAUCAAGAUCUUGAUGCUAGCUUGGAAAAUGAAGGCUGAAAGACAAGGUUACUUCACCAAGACUGAAUGGAGGAGAGCACUCAAGGCUUUAAAGUUUGAUACGAUAAAAAAAUUGAAGAAAGCCCUUCCUGAGCUCGAGCUAGAGGUAAGAAAGCCAUUGAAUUUUGCAGACUUCUACGCUUAUGCUUUCCGUUAUUGUUUCACAGAUGAAAAACAAAAUUGCGUAGACAUUGAGACUAUUUGUCAACUCCUAGAUAUGGUCUUAGGAUCAACAUUCCGUGACCAGGUUGAUCACUUUGUCGACUACCUAAAGAUCCAGAAUGAUUACAAGGUCAUCACCAUGGACCAAUGGAUGGGUUUUUAUAGAUUCUGCAAUGAGAUAAGUUUCCCGGACAUGACCAACUACAGUCUAGAACUUGCUUGGCCAUUGAUUCUUGACAACUUUUUUGAGUGGAUGCGCGAAAAACAAGCGUGAAUUAGUUUCCAUAUUUGUCAAAAUGUUCAAGUCUAAAGCUUCAAGAAGAGGCCUCCAUGUUUCACAGUCACCAUCAAAUAACUUCAAAUUUGAUUA
This is a messenger RNA of Raphanus sativus (radish), 923 nucleotides long. RefSeq lists its product as uncharacterized. Gene Ontology annotation, cellular component: ubiquitin ligase complex. Bases 126 to 827 code for a protein of 233 amino acids. Gene Ontology annotation, molecular function: ubiquitin-like protein binding; ubiquitin conjugating enzyme binding; cullin family protein binding. The transcript is spliced from 10 exons. Lineage: Eukaryota; Viridiplantae; Streptophyta; Magnoliopsida; Brassicales; Brassicaceae. The record is from RefSeq and is a predicted model, not a curated record. Gene Ontology annotation, biological process: protein neddylation; positive regulation of ubiquitin-protein transferase activity.